AUGGCCAAGGCUGCCGCAGCGCUUCUGCCGGGCCUGCUCCCGACCCCGCCGAUGAGCACGAUGACGCCGUGCCUCAUCAUCCUGCCGUCUUCCUUCGCCUCCAUGCCCAAGCCCGGCCGCGCCGAUUCAGUCGAGAGGUGGGACGCACACAAGAAGGACCGGAAACCUGGCAGCCCUUCUUCAUCGUCGUGUGGCAGUUCAAGUCCAGGGCGCGCGUCCUCCGUCGAGCGCUGGGACAUAAACAAGAAGUUCGGGAGGAGCAGCAGCAGCAGCACGUGUUCGUCAUCGUCGUCUAGCCGGGGAAGCAGCAGCCCGAUGCCUGGCCCUGGCCGUGCUUCGUUGUGCGAAAAGUGGGACAGCAACAAGCGGGCCCCCAGCCGCACCUCCUCCGCCGAUCACUGGGACAUGCACAAGAAGACUCGUGCAGCAGAGUCCGACGCCGAGAGCAGGACGAGCGAGCAGGAAGAACGGGAGAUCAACGACGAGCAGCCGCAGGCGGAAGAGGCGAUGGAUCAUGUCUUCUCUGGAUCGAGCUUCUUCGCCUCGCCGGAGCCGAGCAUGCUUCCCAUGCCGACCUUCUUCCGCUCGCGGUGCCCAAGCAUGAUGUUUGUGCCUGCACACUAG
Messenger RNA from Lolium perenne, 624 nucleotides. The record is from RefSeq and is a predicted model, not a curated record. NCBI's taxonomy places the organism in Eukaryota, Viridiplantae, Streptophyta, Magnoliopsida, Poales, Poaceae.